ACUCUAAUAAUUAGUAGGUGCCAUGAUUUGAGGUUUGUGUUUCCAAAUGUGUCCGCUGCCAGAAGCCUUUCGAAUCUGGAAGCACUUGAUGUGCAGGAAUGUAAAGAGAUGGAAGAGAUCAUUGGGAACAAUAAUAGUAAUAAGUCUGUGCAGCAUAAGGGAGCAAAGAUUAUAUUCCCAAAUUUAUACAGCAUUCGGCUGAGUAAGUUACCGAAGCUAAACAGCUUCUGUUCAAUAAGCUCUUUCUAUUUCGAGCUACCAUAUUGUGUACGGAUAGAAAUUAAAGAAUGCCCAAAGAUGGAGACCUUCUGCUCUGCAACCUUAUACACACCAGAGCUAUGGGAAUUACAACUGGACGAGGUCAUAUACAACAUACGUGAGGAAAGGAACCUGGAAGUGAAUCAAAUGAUUCGACAGCGACAGCGUAAAUACUCAUGAAGCGUUUCAUUUAUUGGGUCGUCGAUUUAAAAUCACAAGCAAUCAAAAGCUGAUGAAGAUGAAUCUGUGUUCUUGUCUCUAUCAGUGAUUAUCAAUCACGUCAUUAUCAUUAGUGAAACGAAACCAAAAGGAAUCAAUAAUGUACCGUACAGGCUUGCGUGAUGAAAAUCCAGCAAAUUACUAUCUAGUUCUACGUACAAUAUCACAAUACAACAAUUUCUUCUUGAUUGAAUUCUGAUUUUGUGUUUCAUAGCCUGGAGUCUGAUCUUGGAAAUCUAGUACUCUUUUCUUGCGACACAUACUUUAUUUAAGGCUAUUAGCACUGUUUGGACUAUGGAUUUGAAACAAAGAUUAUCAUCAUUCAGAAGAAGCUCAAUAGAAAAAAUUCUGACUCCUCAAGAGAAUCAAGCAAAGAUUGAUGAAGUCAGAAAGAUCAUUGGUCCAGUUGCAAGUAAGUUUCCAGUUAUGUGUUCAGAUGCAUCAAUACAAAGGUACCUCAGAGCAAGAAAAAAUAAUUCUAAGAAAGCAGCAAAGAUGCUCAAAUGCAGCUUGAAAUGGAGGUUAGAGUACAAGCCUGAGAUGAUUAAAUGGGAUGAUAUAGCUCAAGAAGGUGCUUUAGGAAGGCUAUACAAAGCUGAUUACUUGGAUUCACAAGGGAGGACUGUUCUUGUCAUGAGACCUGCUAUUACGAGUGCAAGCGCCGCAGCAGGGCAGAUCAAGUACCUUGUUUACUGUUUGGAGAAUGCCAUAAUGACUUUGAGUUCUAAGCAGCAGGAACAGAUGGUUUGGCUGGUUGAUUUUCAAGGGUGGAACAAAUCCUGCAUAUCAUUGAAGAUUACAAGGGAAACUGCUCAAAUCUUGCAGGAUCAUUACCCUGAGAGAUUGGGCCUUGCAGUCAUGUACAACCCACCAAAAGUAUUUGAGUCCUUUUGGACGAUGGUAAAGCCAUUUCUUGAGCCAAAGACUUUCAAGAAGGUGAUAUUCGCUUAUCCGGACAACACGAAAAGCCUAAGGAUGAUGGAAGAACUCUUUGACAAGGACAAGCUGGAAUCCUACUUCGGCGGGCGAAACACCGUCGGAUGGACCCUCGAGUCUUUUUCCAAAAAAAUGAAAGAUGAUGACAAUAAGAGGAUGUCUAAGGUCAGUGAAGGUGGUGUUUCAACAGAACUCAUCAAUGAAUCAAUUCAAAUAGAUGACAACAACUCGGAUGAUGAAACAUCUAGUUGUGACACUCUUGGUUCAACCAUGGGGGAAGAUAAAGAAGAGAUUAAUGUACAAGAAAGACUAGAUUCUCCUAAACCUACAAUUCUGCAAAAAGAUGAAUCUGGUGCAAAGCCCUGAGGCAAAUGCAGGGGAUCAAUUAUGUUGCUACUUCGUUCCUUUUUUUUAUUUUUUUUAUUUUUUAACUUAGCUGAAAAUUCAACUAUUUCAAUUACUCCGGCAUGCCAUGCAAUGCAAUGCCCUUUUCUCAAGAUUA
Molecule: messenger RNA, 1915 nt
Organism: Arachis stenosperma
Lineage: Eukaryota; Viridiplantae; Streptophyta; Magnoliopsida; Fabales; Fabaceae
Exons: 8
Coding region: 772-1779 (335 amino acids)
Molecular function (GO): phosphatidylinositol transfer activity
Source: RefSeq, a predicted model, not a curated record